AUGGUCUGUAUUCCAGUACAAACUGGAAACUCCAUCAAAGAUCGUGCUGUAUCAUUGUUGGGUUUGGUAGUUUUCCAAUUUGGCUUUUGGGCUACUUCCGUACAUAGGACGAAGGUAAGAUGGAGAACUGUGAUCAUCGGUCUCAUCUUUCAGCAGGUCCUCGCCUUGUUUGUGAUCCAUACUUCAGCUGGAUUCGAUCUCUUCAGUUGGAUCGCCAAAGCCUUUACCGAUUUACUUGACACUGGUACAAGAGCCGGUGGAUUUUUCUUUAAUCAACAAGUCCUCGAUCAAAAUUGGUUCUUCGUCAAUGUCUUAGCUGCCAUAAUUUAUUUCAUUGCUUUGGUCCAAUUGUUAUACUAUUUGGGAGUUAUGCAGUGGAUUCUACUUAAUCUUGGUUAUUUCUUUUUCAAAGUUAUGGACGUGAGCGGCGCAGAAGCUGUAGUUGCGGCUGCGUCCCCUUUUGUAGGACAAUCUGAAAGUGUGAUGCUAGUUCGUCCAUUUGUGAGCGAAAUGACCGAUUCAGAGCUACAUCAAGUUGUCACAUCUGGUUUUGCGACGAUUGCCGGCUCCGUUCUUGUAGCUUACGUGUCAUUAGGGAUGCCAGCAGUAUAUCUUAUCAGUGCAUCAAUCAUGAGUAUUCCAGCAUCUCUGGCUAUCAGCAAGCUCAGGUUUCCAGAAACAGGUUCACCAUUAACAGCUGGAACAAUAACAAUACCGGAAUCAAAGCAACAUGAUCUUAAUGCUCUUCACGCCUUCUCAAAUGGAGCCUGGUUCGGUCUCAGGGUUGCUGGCAUGAUCCUCGCGAACGUCUUAUCUGUACUUGCGUUGGUGUAUACCAUCGAUGGUCUUCUUACUUGGAUAGGACAGUUUUGGUCUCUUGAUCCUCAAGGUCCUCAUCCCCUGACCCUUGAGCUUAUAUUCCAAUACCUAUUUUAUCCUAUCGCAUGGCUUAUGGGUACCCCUUCAUCUGACGUGAUGAAAGUAUCUAGAUUACUUGGUCUCAAAUUGGUUGCUAAUGAGUUUGUAGCUUCUUUAUCAAAAUUACAACCUGAAAUGACCACACGUGGAUUCACAAUUGCGACUUACAGCCUGUGUGGUUUUGCUAAUCUAAGUGGCCUUGGAAUUCAAAUUGGAGUCUUGAGUUCUUUAGCACCACAGCGACAAGCUGAUAUUGGGAAGAUAGUCUUAUCAGCUUUGAUUUGUGGAUUUUUUUCUACUAUUCAAACUGCCGGUCAGUUUUUCUCGAAUUUCAUAACCUUUACGCAUGAAAGUAUCAAGAUCACUAAUUAA
Melampsora larici-populina 98AG31 is the source of this 1290-nucleotide messenger RNA. RefSeq lists its product as uncharacterized. Gene Ontology annotation, molecular function: nucleoside transmembrane transporter activity; symporter activity. The coding region runs from base 1 to 1290 and encodes 429 amino acids. Gene Ontology annotation, cellular component: membrane. Gene Ontology annotation, biological process: nucleoside transmembrane transport. The record is from RefSeq and is a predicted model, not a curated record. Lineage: Eukaryota; Fungi; Basidiomycota; Pucciniomycetes; Pucciniales; Melampsoraceae. The transcript has 12 exons.